Ixodes scapularis (black-legged tick) is the source of this 4114-nucleotide messenger RNA. It is a transcript of the gene alphaCOP, whose product is annotated as coatomer subunit alpha. Gene Ontology annotation, biological process: intra-Golgi vesicle-mediated transport; intracellular protein transport; endoplasmic reticulum to Golgi vesicle-mediated transport. NCBI's taxonomy places the organism in Eukaryota, Metazoa, Arthropoda, Arachnida, Ixodida, Ixodidae. The transcript is spliced from 14 exons. The coding region runs from base 284 to 3937 and encodes 1217 amino acids. Gene Ontology annotation, cellular component: COPI vesicle coat. The record is from RefSeq and is a predicted model, not a curated record. Gene Ontology annotation, molecular function: protein binding; structural molecule activity.
ACCGUUAAAAACACGUCUUUCUUGUUAAAACGUAAUCGAAGUAGUAGAAAUAACACGCCAGUUUAUUUUGAAAAGAUUGUUACCCACGCUAAGGUAUUAUGGGGUUGUUUUAAGGACAAAGUAUUUUUUCCAGUUGGCGCGUCGGUCGCCCGAAACCGGAAGUGACAGCGAGUAGCGGCGCUCGCCAUCCUCAAGUGCCACGAAGUCGAGGUUGAUGUGGUUGAUGUUUUGAAAAUAAUUCUUGAAUCGAGCUGAAUUUUUGUCGAACGGGGACGGCGACAGAAUGCUGACCAAGUUCGAGACCAAGUCUGCCCGCGUGAAGGGCCUGAGUUUCCACCCCAAGAGGCCGUGGAUCCUGGCCAGCCUUCACAACGGCGUCAUCCAGCUAUGGGACUACCGAAUGUGCACCCUACUCGACAAAUUCGACGAGCACGACGGACCUGUGCGAGGUAUUUGCUUCCACAACCAGCAGCCCCUGUUCGUCUCCGGCGGCGACGACUAUCAGAUCAAGGUCUGGAACUACAAGCAGCGGAGGUGCAUGUUCACGCUGUUGGGCCACCUGGACUACAUCCGGACCACUAGCUUCCACCACGAGUACCCGUGGAUUCUGAGCGCGUCCGACGACCAGACAAUUCGCAUCUGGAACUGGCAGUCGCGAACCUGCAUCUGCGUGCUGACGGGCCACACGCAUUACGUCAUGUGCGCUCAGUUCCAUGCGUCGGAAGACCUCAUGGUCUCCGCGUCCCUAGACCAGACCAUCAGGGUCUGGGACCUAGCCGGUCUGCGCAAGAAGAACGUGGCACCCGGACCGGGAGGGCUGGACGACCACCUCAAGAACCCGGGGCACACCGACCUCUUCGGCACAUCCGACGCGGUCGUCAGACAUUUCCUCGACGGUCACGAGCGCGGGGUGAACUGGGCCUGCUUCCAUCCGACCAUGCCCCUGGUGGUGUCUGGGGCGGACGACCGCCAGAUCAAGCUGUGGCGCAUGAACGACUCCAAGGCCUGGGAGGUGGACACUUGCCGCGGCCAUUACAACAACGUCUCUUGCGUCACCUUCCACCCGAGGCAGGAGCUGAUCCUCAGCAACUCGGAGGACAAGAGCAUCCGUGUGUGGGACAUGACCAAGCGCACGUGCCUCUACACGCACCGUCGAGAGCACGACCGUUUUUGGAUCCUUGCGAGCCAUCCGAGCCUCAACCUCUUUGCAGCGGGACACGACUCGGGGAUGAUCCUGUUCAAGCUGGAGCGCGAACGACCUGCUUUUGCUCUGCACGGGAACCUGCUGUACUACUGCAAGGACCGCUACCUGCGGAGGCUGGACUUCACCACCUCCAAGGACGUGGUGUUGCUCCAGUUCCGUGGCGGCAGCCGCAGCCCCGUCUUCAGCAUGUCGUACAACCCUGCCGAGAAUGCGGUGCUGCUGAACACCCGCACCCCGAACCCGGAUAACAGCACGUACGACUUGUGCGCCGUGCCAAGGGACUCAGACUCCCAGAACCCGGAUCUGGUGGAGGGCAAGAGGUCGUCGGGGCUCACGGCCGUCUGGGUGGCGCGCAACCGGUUCGCGGUCCUCGACCGGAGCCACAACGUGGUGAUCAAGAACAUGAAAAACGAGGUGAACAAGAAAGUACAGACUCCAAGCUGCGACGAAAUCUUCUAUGCCGGCACGGGCAUGUUGUUGCUCCGCGACUCGGAUGGCCUCGUUCUCUUCGACGUCACUCAGGGCAGGCAACUGGCGUCUGUGAAGGCCAAGGUGAAGUAUGUGGUGUGGAGCAACGACCUCAGCCACGUGGCCCUGCUGUCGAAGCACACGCUGACCAUCUGCAACCGGAGGCUGGACGUGCUGUGCAGCGUCCAGGAGAGCACCCGCGUCAAGAGCGGGGCCUGGGACGACUCGGGCGUCUUCGUCUACACCACGUCCAACCACAUCAAGUACUCCCUGACCAACGGCGACCACGGGAUCAUCCGCACCCUGGACCUGCCGAUCUACAUCACUCGGGUGAAGGACUCGAGCGUGUUCUGCCUGGACCGGGAGUGCAGACCCCGGGUGCUGGGCAUCGACCCCACCGAGUACCGCUUCAAGCUGGCCCUGGUCAACCGCAAGUACGACGAGGUGCUGCACAUGGUGCGCAAUGCCAAGCUGGUGGGCCAGUCCAUCAUUGCCUACCUUCAGAAGAAAGGCUACCCCGAGGUGGCCCUGCACUUCGUCAAGGAUGAGAAAACUCGCUUUGCUCUGGCCCUGGAGUGCGGGAACAUAGAGGUCGCUCUCGAAGCGGCCAGGACCCUGGACGACAAGAAUUGCUGGGAGAAGCUUGGGGAGGCUGCUCUGAUGCAAGGCAACCAUCAGGUGGUGGAGAUGGCGUACCAGCGCACCAAGAACUUCGACAAGCUGUCCUUUCUCUACCUGAUCACGGGCAACCUGGAAAAGCUGCGCAAGAUGCUCAAGAUCGCCGAGAUCCGCAAGGACACGAGCGGCCAGUUUACCAACGCCCUCUACCUGGGAGACGUGGCAGAGCGCAUCAAGAUCCUCAAGAACUGUGGCCAGAUGUCGCUGGCCUACCUGUGCGCCAAGACCCACGGCCUGGCGGAGGAGGCCGAGGCCCUGGAGUCGCAAGUGGCAAACCCCGAGGCCCUGGGGGCCCCGGACCCCAACGCCACGCUGCUGAUGCCGCCGCCACCCAUCAUGCCGUGCGACGAGAACUGGCCCCUGCUCAGCGUGACGCGAGGAUUCUUCGACACCGCCGCGUCGGGCAAGAAGACCGCCAUAGCCGCCGAGGUCACGGAGGUGGACGCCGAAGGCUGGGGCGACGACACCGAACUCGCCUUGGACGAAGACGGCAUCGGCGCUGAGAAAGAGGUGCCUGAAGCGGCCGAGGCUGGCGAGGGCGGUUGGGACGUCGACGAAGACAUCGAGCUCCCGCCCGAACUCGCGGAGGCCGUCGGACCGUCUCCGGGCGGAGGAGACGAAGGCUACUUCGUUGCGCCGACCAGGGGCACAUCACCGGGCCAGCAGUGGACCAACAACUCCAAGCUCGCAGUGGACCACGUCCUCGCGGGAUCGUUCGAGUCAGCGUUCCGACUCCUGCACGACCAAGUUGGAGCCGUCGUCUUUGAGCCGUUGCGUCCGCUCUUCAUGUCGACGUUUGCGCGCUCCCGGACAGCCUUCCAGGGCCUCCCAGAACUUCCGUGCCUCUACGGACACCCCCUUCGGAACUGGAGGGACGCCACUCCGGCAAAGGGAGGUCUUCCGGCCGUCGGCUGCAAGCUGUCGGAUCUCCUGGACCGGCUGCAAGUCUGCUACCAGCUCACGACCUCCGGCAAGUUUUCCGAGGCGGUGACAAAGUUCAGGGCCCUGCUGUUGUCGGUGCUGCUUCUUGCAGUGGACACGCGACAGGAGAUGGCGGAGGCGCAGCAGCUCCUCGAGGUCUGCCGGGAGUACGUUCUUGGGCUCUCCCUGGAGACGGAGCGCAAGGCGCUUCCGAAGGAGACGCUGGAGGAGCAGAAGCGGGCUUGUGAGAUGGCGGCCUACUUCACCCACUGCAACUUGCAGCCGGUCCACCAGAUCCUGACGCUCCGCACGGCGCUGAACCUCUUCUUCAAGCUGAAGAACUACAAGACGGCCGCUUCGUUGGGCCGCCGUCUGCUGGAGCUGGGGCCGCGCCCGGACGUGGCGGCGCAGACGAGGAAGAUCCUGCAGGCGUGCGACAAGACGCCGACGGACCAGCACGACCUGAGAUACGACGAGCACAAUCCGUUUGCCCUGUGCGCGAAAAGCUACGUUCCGAUUUACAGAGGCAAGCCGGAGGUCAAGUGUCCGCUGUGUUCGGCCAGCUACCUGCCGGAGUUCAAGGGAUCCGUCUGCACCGUCUGCUCCAUUGCGGAAGUCGGGAAGGACACCAUCGGUCUCCGCAUCAGCCCCAUCCAGUUCCGUUAGGCCUCGUCGGCUAUUCCGUUUUCUUUUGGCAUCACUUUUGUGUGGUCCUGCUUUGGCAACACUGUAUAUGAAUUGGCUGCCAUGGUGGGCUUGCAUUCUCAGACUAAACUGAGACCGGUUUGGAUGUCGUUGGGCUUGUCUCCUCCAUUCCAGCUAAUAAAUGGAAGUUAGAUCAUG